This is a messenger RNA of Ctenopharyngodon idella (grass carp), 5973 nucleotides long. It is a transcript of the gene myocd, whose product is annotated as myocardin. The coding region runs from base 487 to 3246 and encodes 919 amino acids. The record is from RefSeq and is a predicted model, not a curated record. NCBI's taxonomy places the organism in Eukaryota, Metazoa, Chordata, Actinopteri, Cypriniformes, Xenocyprididae. Gene Ontology annotation, biological process: smooth muscle cell differentiation; cardiac muscle cell differentiation. The transcript has 17 exons.
CAAAGACCCGCCCCCUUAGUUACUGUUGCUCACGUGAUGAAACACUUCAUGUUCUCACAGAGUGAAACACAUCGCGGAACAAAGAGGACACUGAUAACACGCCGACAGACAAGACAGAGGUUACUUUUGCCAAUCACAGGCACAGCUGAUUAUGAGGGGGCGGAGCUCUGAGGAUGGACCUGCUGCUGUACGGGAACAGAAGAGGGACAAACAAACAUAUACAGGAGAGAAAGAGAGCAACUAACGGACAACAACAACAGUACUGGACAUUAUACUAUGUUCACAUCUGCUCCGAAUCCUCUCACACAAUGAUGAGGAAGCUCAGGUGAAACGCACAGCUCCUGUAAUCACAGAUUUGCAGUAAGAGUCCUUCAUCGACACAAUGAUCUGAGCGCAUUCGCUUCACAUGAUCGUCCUGUUCUUCUGAGGGAGACCAAUGCUGUUCGUCCUUAAAGCUUCUCAGACUGCGGGAGCGCGGACAGGGAGAUGAACGCAGCGAAGACUCAUGACUCCAGCAUGAGGAAGCCUGACCUUCAUCCCUCCUCACACACACAGCACAAGAAUGUCCUGCAGUUGAGACUCCAGCAGAGGAGGACACGCGAGCAGCUCGCUGACCAGGGCAUCAUGCCUCCCUUGAAGAGUCCGGCUGCGUUCCACGAACAGAGGAAAAGUCUGGAGCGAUCCAAGACUGGAGAUUACUUAAAACACAAAAUCAGAAGUAGACCAGAGAAAUCCGAGCUCGUCAACAUGCAUAUUCUGCAAGAGCCGGCCGGCGAAGGCCUCGCACAAGACUCGCAGAACAAACUCAAGCGGGCCCGGCUCGCCGACGACCUGAACGAGAAGAUCGCUCUCAGACCCGGCCCGCUGGAGCUGGUGGAGAAGAACAUCAUUCCUGUCCAUUCCACGGUUAAAGAAGCGGCGAUGAAAGUGAACCAUGGGAAGCUCCCGAGGCAGGAGGACUCGUAUGCGUUCGAGGAGGACAGCGGCAGCGAGAGUCUGUCUCCGGAUCGCAGUGAAGAGUCGCUCACAGAGAACAAGAGCAGCGGCUCGACCUCUCCGACCCUCACCGGCACUGAUCACGGCUCUCAGAGUAAAGACGGCGGCGCUCCAAACCAAGAGGAGAACAUGACAAACGGCCAGGAAACUCCACCGAUUCCAGUUCCUGCCUUAGUGAAGCAGUCCAAAGUGUCUGAGAAGAACCGCCACAAGAAACCCAAAGAUAUCAAGCCGAAAGUGAAGAAGCUGAAGUACCACCAGUACAUCCCGCCGGACCAGAAGGCCGAGCGAUCUCCUCCGCCGCAGAUGGACUCUGCGUAUGCGCGUCUGCUGCAGCAACAGCAGCUCUUCCUGCAGCUGCAGAUCCUCAGCCAGCAGAAGCACCAGCAGCACUCGCAUGUGCAGACGCAGCCGCAGACGCAGCCGAGCUUCAGCUACCAGACGCUCAACCAGCACAAGCCGUCCGGUGAGCAGACAGCAUCAUGCAGCAGCAGCUCGUCAUCUCCAGUGAAGAGCAGCUACUGCAGCCCGUCCUCCAUCAGCCCCGUCCGACCCGCUCCGCUGCCCGCCAACCUGGACGACCUGAAGGUGUCUGAGCUGCGGCAGCAACUGCGGAUCCGCGGCCUGCCCGUGUCGGGCACCAAGACGGCGCUCAUCGAACGACUGCGGCCCUUUAAAGACUCCAGCUGCGCUUCUCCGUCCGGCUCUGGAGACGUCAGCACCGCCACAUUCCCCGUGACGCCCACCGGGUCGCUGUCGUCCUAUCAGUCCCCGGCGUCUCACGGGGCCGGCUUCUACCCCUUCUGCAGCAGCGGCUCCACGCCACCCAUCUCGCCGGCCUCGUCCGACCUCUCCGUCAGCGGCUCGCUGCCCGACAGCUUCAGCGACGUCACCAUGUCCUCGCCACAGUUCGGCCUGCAGCCCUCGCCGGACGACGGUCUGGGACUGGACGCGGAGAAGGACAAGAUGCUGGUGGAGAAGCAGAAGGUGAUCGAGGAGCUGACGUGGAAGCUGCACCAGGAGCAGAGGCAGGUGGAGGAGCUGCGCAUGCAGCUGCACAAGAGGAAGCGCGACUGUCCCGCUCCGCCGCAGCACAUGAUGCACCUUCAGCCUCCGGCCCAGAUGCAGCAGUUCUACGGCGUGUCGGUCAAGCAAGAGCACGUGGCCUCCAGCUGCCCGCUGUCUUCCAAGCAGAUGAAAGGCGGCUGCGUGGGUCACUGCGAGCUGCAGCCUGCGCCGCACUGCCUCGAGCUGCCGCCGUCUGCGAGUCCCGUCGGCCUGUCCGCCUUCCUCAGCCCUCAGUGUUCUCCUCAAGACUCGCCCGUCACCAAACCCUCCGGCAGCCCUCAGCCCUCGUCGCCCGUCCAGCCGUACCUGCUGAGAGACGGCUGCGCACACAGACCCGCACGCAACAUGCAGUUACAGCAGAAGAGCGUGGGACAGUCGGUCAGCUGCUCGUAUCCGUCUGACCAGAGGAGCCUGCAGCCGCUCUACACCAGUCCAUCAGAGAACAGCCUGAACCCCAGAGGAUCGUCCAAGACCAAGAGCGCCAGCAUGCAGCAGAAAGAGGCUCUAUCUCACUCUCCCCGGCACCUCGAGCCCAAGUCUCCCACAUCCAGCACUGUCUUCUGUAGUUCAGGUUCUCCUGCAUCCGUCAGUAAACGGCCCCCGUGUUAUGAGGAUGCUGUGAAACAGCAGAUGGUGCGCAGCCAGCAGAUGGAUGAGCUUCUGGACGUCCUCAUCGAGAGCGGAGAAAUGCCAGCUAACGCCAAAGAAGAGAGGCCUCCUGUAACCAAAGUUGUGCCUCACCUUACAGUUUCGCCGAAGUUCCACAGACACUACAGUCACAUGACGCCCUCGCUGCUUCCCUACGAGCACGGAGACGGUCAUCUGGAGGCGCUGCUGAGCCGGACGCAAGCGGACGCGGCGCUUUUGAAGAUGAGCAGUGAGGACGGACGCUCGGACGAGGGAGCCGAAGGCUUCAACGACAAACUGAUGAUGGACACGCCCGUAUCGCCAACGGCCGGAAAGAUCGCAGCGGUCGCCGCCGAGAGCCAAGGACUCGGAAUGACUUUCACAGAGUCGCCAUGGGAAACCAUGGAGUGGUUGGAUCUGACUCCGCCCAGCUCCGCCACGGCCUUCCAAAACGGCCUGCCUCCCGCCGGACCGAGCAUCUUCAACACGGAGUUCCUCGACGUCACCGACAUCAGCUUGAACUCUGCCAUGGAUCUGCACUUGGAUCACUGGUGAGGAGGAACGGAUGGAAGCUUGUUUCCGCCACGGGGUAAAAAACGUUUUAAAAAGUAAUUGCGACUUUUUCAUCUCACAAUUUUGACUUUUUCUUGCAAUUCAAAAAAAAAAAGUCAGAAUUGAUAGAUGUUAACUCGUGAUUGUGACAUAAACUUGCAAUUCUGAGGAGAAAAACAGAAUUAUGAGAUAAAAAGCAAUUACCUUUCUUAGUUUAUUCCGUGUCAGAAAAUAAAACAAGAAUUGCAAAAUUGAUGUAAACACAGUUCUGAGAAAAAUGUUUGAAUUUGGGUUUAUAUCUCACUAUUCUGACUUUUUCCUCAGAAUUGUGAUAUAAACUCGCAAUUGCAAGUUAUAAAGUCUGAAUUGAGACACUCAAUUCUAGGAAAAAAGUCAGAAUUUUGCGAUUAAAAAGUCACAAUUACCUUUUUUAUUUUGUUAUUCCUUGUCAGAAAAGAAAACAAGAAUUGCAAGAUAUUAACUCGGAAUUACAAUAAAAAAUGUCUGAAUUUGGGUUUAUAUCUCGAUAUUCUGACUUUUUCCUCUGAAUGGUGACAAACUCGCAGUUGCAAGUUAUAAAGGCUGAACUGAGACACUCAGUUCUAAGAAAAAAGUCAGAAUUGUGAGAUAAAAAGUCGCAUUUUUUAUUUUGUUAUUCCGAGGCGGAAACAAGCUUCCACAGGAACGGGCCGGUAUCACUUCAGUAAAGAUGAUGUUAGCAGUCAGGAUUCUGGCUGUAAUCAAGAGCAUAGUGUUUUAAUACUGUUUUAUCAUGGUCCAUCAAAACUUGAAUUGUUUUGACUAUGGAUUCUGGGGAAGAAUGUUUUGAUUACUGGAAACAGAAAGACGCUCCAAACCCAAUUGGAUUCAAGCAGGGACGUCCGUACCACCCUUUUGUAAAUAUACAAUACUUUGUCUGCACAUUUGUGGUGUGGGAAAAACACGUAUUAAUGCAUCACACUAGUAUAUCACGUGUACUCUCUUGUGCUAUUGUAAAUAUUAAUUCACACUUUGCACCUUGAGCUUACGGUAGUCACACUUUUGAGAGCAUUUCCUGUUCCUUCCCCGUCAUCACCAUGUCAUUAAUUUAUUUAGAAAGCGCAAACAUUUGGUUUUUACACUUUAUGUGAGAGUAUUUUCAGAAAAAAACCCAUAAAAUCUCAACUCUUCAUAAUCACUGGAGAAUUUAACUGUAUUUAGCACAAUCAAGCCUUUUAUUCUCUGGUCAAAAGAUCUUUUUUUUUUAUUUAAAACCAAACGAAUAAAGAUGACUGUUUCAUAUUUUGCGAAUAUCUUUCCCCAAAGUCUGUUUUGCAUGAUUAUUAUUAUUAUUAUUAUAAUUACUGCCACUUCUGUUAUUUUGAACAUUCGUUAGCUCUUUUUUUAGUUGUUUUUAUAAUGUUUGGAUCUUUCUCUUUUGAUGUAUUUAUUUCAAUCUUUUCUUUCCAUUGGCAUAUUUUACAUAUUUAUGAGACAUUCCUUUUUAUUAAAAACAAAACAGAGUAAACACGGUUAAGAGCGAUGAGGACACCUGUCUGAAAAUGUUUACUAUGGUAUCAGGAUCUGUCAUUGAAUCAGUUAUUUGACGAAUGACAUCCACUGCUGAUGUUUUCUGAUGCACCCGAACAAUUUUUGAACAGUUUUUAAUGCUGUCUGAUCCGUCCGUUAAAGUAAGUCACAUUAUAUGAAUCUAAAAUGACGUUCUGACAAUCAAACAGAAGCAAUACAUUGAGUGAUUCCCGUCUUUACCAGCACUUGUGAAAAAUGAAACCUAAUAUAUAGAUUCUAGAAGUUCAACUGUGAAAAUGUUUCGUUCAUUUUGUCUGUGGCAAAUUUGGGCCCUGACUUGUUUUUUAAUCUUUUGAAAUAAAGUCUUUAGUUACGAGAUUUUCAUACUGUUCACUGAAUAAAUAAUAUUAGCUCACCAAAGCUCAAACUGUGAAUAGAUUUAUUUUCUUAUUUUCAUGAAACAGGUCAAUGAUGUUUGGUUUAGUUUUCAGUCUCUAAUCAUAUUUCACGCCGCUUGAUGCAUUUGACUUCAUGUACAGACUGUGUUUAGGAUCUCUUCGUCGAGCCGUGAAGCUUUAAACACAAUACGAAUGAAUCAGACAACCCAAAGAGUUUUAUAUAAACACACUUUUGUAAGCAAUAAACCCUGAGUUUACGUCCACAGUGAAGAAGCAUUAAGGGCAUUACAGACCAACAACAAGCUGUUUUAUAUUCCAGACUCAGUAAUGUUUUGAUACGAGUAUUAGAGACUCUAUUUUUACAAAUCCAGCAUUAUUUUAGAUGCAGAUUAUUAAAAAAGUGUAAUGUAUGUUGGAAGUCCAGAAAAAAUACUAGACAUUAUCAGGCAUAUUAGGUCAAGAUUAAUUGUGUGUAAAGUUUAAUGUAGAGUUGUGUAAAGAAUGUCACAUACUCUGAAAGAUUUUAUUUUUCUAUGCCCAGAAGAAGCUUCGCUGUCUUGUAUUUUUCCCUCCUUCAGCUUGUUUCGUUUCUUCUAGAAUGUUCCUCCUGAUCCUGAUGCACAAAUGUCCACUGUUUCUCCUCACCUCCUUGGGAAAGGGAGGUUCUUGUUCUGUUGAUUUCUCCUGGGGAAAAUAUAUAUGUAUGACAAAAAGCUUUUGUAUUGCUUGGCCACGGAACAGCGUUACAAUAUAAACCGUCCCAGUAUUCGUCUACACCGCUGUAUUACUGUAACGAGAGUUCAAUAAACGAUCAUGAAACAAA